UCAAUCGUUAUAGGCGGCAAUGAUGAUCAUGCCAUACCUCAUCCACAGGCUUAGAUCUCUUGUGGGUUUGAAAGGCUGGGACUGUUGUGUUCUCUGGAAACUAAGUGAAGACCAAAGGUUUAUUGAGUUGAUUGAUUGUUGCUGUGCUGGGACUGAGAUCAGCCAAACUGAUGCUGGACAAAAUCUUCCUUUCCCUCCUCCAGUGCUUGCAUGUAGGGAUACAAUCUUACAGCAUCCAAGAACCACAUCUUGUGAUCUUCUAGCCCAAAUACCUUCUUCCAUGCCCCUACACUCCGGGAUUUAUGCAGAGACCUUGAUUUCAAACCAAACCAGUUGGUUAAACUUCUCUAACAACACAUUUUUAAGUACAUUAGAGGAAACUAUUGGGACCAGGGUUGUGAUUCCAAUACCAGGAGGAAUAAUCGAGCUUCUUGUUACCAAACAAGUAUUUGAAGAUCAGCAUGUUAUUGAUUUUGUCACAGCCCAAUACAACCUCUCACUAGAGGAGGAGGCCCUGACUAGCAUAACUGCAGAAAAUGGGUUUCAAGAGAUGGAGGCGAUGCAGAUGUCUAUCACUAGUGAGAGACAACGGCACAUGGAUAUGCAACAAUAUAUGGAGGCAUUAGUACCAAACAUUGAUCAGCAAGAGGGUAACGAGAAGCGGGACUCAAAUACACAUGAGGCAGAGGGACAAGCUGGGGAUUUUAUGUCGGAUUGCAGCGAUCAGAUUGAUGAGGAGGCGGAUACAAAAUAUCAAAGGAGGACAGGGAAACGGCCUCAAGCCAAAAACCUUAUAGCUGAGAGAAAGAGAAGGAAGAAGCUUAAUGACAGACUUUAUGCUCUUAGGUCUUUGGUUCCCAUUAUUUCUAAGUUGGACAGGGCCUCCAUUCUUGGGGAUGCAAUUGAAUAUGUGAAGCAGCUGCAGAAGCAAGCUAAACAGCUUCAAGAUGAGCUUGAUGAUCAUGCAGAGGAUGAUGCUGCUAAGAACAAUGUCAAAUCAGAAAUUCAGAGCCGAAGUGGAGUUGAUCACAUUAGGCCUAAAACUGAUGAUCAUCAAGAUGAUCAUAAAGCUUCAAAUGGAAUUCAUUUUGGAACACCGGGAGACUGCAGUGUCUUCAAACAAAGCCGAGAUUAUUCAUAUGAUGUCCAUGAUCACAAGACAGAACAGAUGGAGCCCCAAGUGGAAGUGGCUCAAUUGGACGGAAACCAGUUCUUUGUGAAAGUGUUCUGUGAGCAAAAGCCUGGUGGAUUUGAGAGGUUGAUGGAGGCUUUGAGUUCACUGUGCCUGGAAGUUACUAAUGCAAAUGUGACUACCUUCAGAUGCCUUGUGUCCAAUGUUUUCAUUGUAGAGAAAAAGGAUACUGAUAUGGUUGAAGCUGAUGAUGUGAGAGACUCCUUGCUAGAGCUAAUAAGGAACCCGUUAAGACCGCGCAACGAGACAGCUAAAACGGAGGAAAAUGGCGUUGGCUUGGACAACCAUCAUGACCACCACCACCACCAACACCUCCACAAUCACCAUUUUAGUCCCCUCCACUUGCACCAUCUUCCUAAUGAAGCAUAAAGCAGCAGUGUUCCAAAUGGGAAAAGCACUUUUCAGUACUUUAAUUUUUGGUUAAUUUUCACCUUGAUACAAGUUUUUGCACAAUCUCAAAGGACAGAUUCUACAUAUCUUAAACUAACAGAAACAUUGCUCUCUUUAUAUAUGUCAACCCUAAAUCACUAUGA
Molecule: messenger RNA, 1725 nt
Organism: Malus domestica (apple)
Lineage: Eukaryota; Viridiplantae; Streptophyta; Magnoliopsida; Rosales; Rosaceae
Product: transcription factor ABORTED MICROSPORES
Biological process (GO): regulation of DNA-templated transcription
Cellular component (GO): nucleus
Molecular function (GO): protein dimerization activity; DNA-binding transcription factor activity; sequence-specific DNA binding
Source: RefSeq, a predicted model, not a curated record